GAUGUUGGAUUGAAGGGAGCAGGCGAGUGGGCUUUGGAGGCAAACUACCUGCAGCUGCAGCUGUUCCUCAUUUGUCCGUUUCCAUGAAACAUUGCACUCAAGUGUUUGCUCAACUUUAUCUCCUUUGCGAUAAGCCUCCUCCUCCUUUCAGCUCUCCUUUCAGCCGCACUCGCAUACGAGUAUCCCUGAAUUAAUAUUUAAACUUUGAUAAAAUUUGGCAGGAGCAGCGUGUCCCCUGUCGACUGCCAGAGCAGAGUGCUCUUUUAUCGCUUUGCUUACCUGAUCCCACACAAAGUCGAGCCGAUAAGCAGCGCUCUCUAACAGCCCUCCGUUUUUUUGUUCCCCUUCCACAUCAAUCUUUGUCGCUGCCACCCGUCCUGUCCGGGUGGGUGCCAUCUUUUUCGUGGAAAACAAAAUUAUGAAAUUUCUAUUUGAUUUCACAUAGUUUGUGUUUGCUCUCCUCUGUCAUAAAUCCAUACGAGGGCAUACCACUCGUACCAGUCAUAGAUUUCCCGUUUCUCCCCCUGUUUUUGCCCAUAUGUUGGCCCCAGCCACGCUCCGCCGCUGCCACCAUUGCUCCCUAUCUAAGCCUAUCCAUAUCACCUGGUCCUUCCAAUGCCUGCCGCCUGCCGCCUGGUUGUUUAAUUUACCGAAUUAUUUCUGAUUAAAAAAGUCUCUGACAACGACGCCAAGCUCUGAUGUCGCUUUGGGGUCCCUCUUGUCGUAACUGUACCUGGCCAGGGUGGACACAACUAUACUCUACCUGCUAGAAAACUGCAGACAUUAGUGUGUUAUGACAUUAGAUUUUGCAAAAUUUGCUACAGAAAGAAAUCCGAAAUAGGAUAGAAAAACGCCAAAUUAGUGUUGCUUGCGGUCUCCAGACACGUCUCUGAGGCACUAUUUGUGACCAAAUGACAGCAGACAGCAAAAUUGGUUCUGGAAAUCGCAACCAUCGAUCAUCUCCGCCGCAACGCUGCUCCCAACUCAAGAGGAAAGCCAAGCUGACGCAUAUAUUUCUCUCGCUCUCACUGCAUGGUUUUCCCAUAAGGCUAUCCCUGUUUUUGCAGCUAGUUAGAAAAGACUAGUAUCAAAUGGCCUGAGCACUAAUAAAUUAACUCAUUAGUAGAUUCGUCAUCUGAAGGAUACAGUCUGGAAGGUUUUCAAAAGUCAACUUCUCAGUUGGUCUGUUGCCCUAAGAAUUCUCCGCCCAUUUGUGUCAGGGAUUUCAUUAAGAGUGGCAACCGGAAGCUCUAUGCAUUCCUAUGCGUGGAUAUUUGUAAGGAUAUUUCUCAGACUGAAUUGUCCAGACAUUCCUCCAGUCACGUAUAACCUACUAUUUCUCAUCCGAAAGAAACCUUCUAUUUCUGUUCGGCCAGGGAUACUGCUAUAGUAAGAGUCACAAACACAGCGAUAAAGCCGAUGCAUACACGCAAAUUAUUACUUGUUCAGAGUUUGAAUUUCUGUUGCGCUGCCAGUGAUCGGCACGCACGCAUUCACAUGUUGCCAGUGCGUUUGUGUGCGUAGGCAGCAGUCACAACGAAACGUUGUAGUGGUGCCAGCAGCAGCGCACGGAAGAUAGGGACUUGCCGAUCGCUGAUCUACACUAAACUAUUUUACAUACAUAUGUAAGUCUUCGAGCGGGAGAUUCGUCGAGCGAGCGACGCGCAUAAAGUUUGCAUCCUGAUGCGAGCGUUCACUUUCACGAACGUUCACAUGCACUUUGGGUAGUACUUUGGUAGUACACAUUUGUGCAUUUUAUUGAGCGUUGCUUCAAGAAUAGCCCAAUGCCCAGCUAUAAUUAGGCACACGUGUAGUUGGCUAUGAAAAUGAUUAUGUACAAUAUAUCCCCUCAUUACAUUAUUAACUUUUACCUUAAUAGUAAAUUAGCUUAGAAAGAUUAUACGAAGUAAUAAUAAAAUUAAUAUCAAUAUUAGUAUUAAUAUAAUAAACAAAUUAUGAAUGUUUUAUCAAUAAAAUUAACAUAUUCUGUCCCAGCUAAUUUACUUUUCACAUAAAAGGAAAUAAUGUCUUAAGGCAUUUAUGUACAUACGUACAAUGUACAUAAUUUAUAAAUUGACUUAGUCGUUUCCACUACACUUCAAUGCCGGUUUUAGUAUGAAACUCAUUAUACUAAUUUGGAGCUUGGGUGCCGGGAGCAGUAGUCUCGAAAUUCUAAACAGUCCAUCCAGUUCUGUCGCGAUAUAAUUUGUAAACUGUACCUAUUGAAACCUUGAUGUAAGAACCUAUUAGAGUUAAUUUUUUCGGUAUUUCAGGCAUAAAAUGUCUUGUUUUCUGUUUUCUAAUCUCUUCUAUAAAAAAACGGGAUUAAUGAUAAAAGUUCUAACAUAAAUUGGCCCAGUAUUUUUUUGUCCCGCGCGACAAAAAAUAAAUAUAUUUAAUGGAACAUUCAAAACCAUGCACGGCAUUUUAAAACGAGACACAUUGAAAUAUAUCCUGGGGUCUCGCUGGAAUCGGCGUUUGAAAAGCCGGAGAGAUAAGGUGCUCCUAAACCGAAUACUCGUAAUAAGCAUUCAUUAGUUUGGGAAUCUGAAGGAUACAAAAGUUACGGAAAACCGCACUCGCACCCGCACCACACUCGUAGAGUAUAUUGUACAUAUGUAUGUAUGUAUAUGUAAUCGUCGAGAUAUCAUUGGUGUGGUGUACAUUUUGUUCUCUCUUCCCUCCCGAUCGACAUUGAAAACUAUGACAUCGGCGAUAUUAAGGAAAUGCAACACCGAGGUAAACAAGUGUUCUUUUUUCAUUUGUUAGUGUCAAAAAUGCAAGCGAAGCGCUUAUCUGCCAAGUUGAAUUUUCGACUAUUCAGGAGUUGUUGUACAAUGAACGAUCUAGUAGACCCGUCCCCCCUUUGAGAAGCUGCCAGCGAUCUCCAUUGCCACCGCUGCCGCAAUCAGAGGCACAUCAGAAUAUAAACGAGGUCUGGAAGGCGUUGGCCCCUGGUUGCCAUGAGUUUUUCCAGCGACGAGGUGAACUUCCUGGUUUACCGAUACCUGCAGGAGUCGGGUUUCCUGCACUCCGCCUACGUGUUCGGCAUUGAGUCGAACGUAGUGCGGACCAACAUCAAUGGAAGCCUGGUGCCGCCGGCUGCCCUGCUAACCAUCCUCCAGAAGGGCCUCCUCUACACAGAGGUGGAGUGGAGUGUGGGCACGGACGGAGAGGUGGGACGUCUCAUUGAAGGCCUUUCCCUGAUUAAUGCUGUGAUGCCGGAUGCUAAAGGGCCCAAGGCGACGGGGAGCACCAGCACCGCAGAGUCCAACCCGGAGAGCGGUUCCAGGGGAAGUGCCGCAUCCCCUAGCGGCUCCAGAGGCAACAAAAAUCCACAAGCCAGUGAGUCGAGCAAUGCGAAUGCAACUAGCAUAGACGACUCCAGCCCGUCCACAUCCAAAAAAGCCGUCGCGGUCUCGACUUUCUAUCCAAAAAAGGCGGGAAAACCCAGCAUAGACGCGGCGUACACAGCCCCAGACCACAGCCCAGCUUCGAGUGAGACCGACUUUUCUGCGGGCGGCAGUCCUGUGCCCCUCGAGCCAAUGGAGAUAGUCGGGAGCGUUGAGAUUCCGGAGUCCGAAGCGUGCGCUCUGCGCGGCCACGAGGGCGAGGUGUUCAUCUGCGCCUGGAAUCCCAACCGGGACCUGCUGGCCAGUGGCUCGGGCGAUAGCACUGCCCGCAUCUGGAACAUGACCGGAUCGAAAGCCCACUCCAGUCAGCUGGUGCUGAGGCACUGUAUAGAGACAGACGGGGCGCAGUUUACGAGUAACAAGGAUGUCACAUCCCUGGACUGGAAUUGCGACGGUUCGCUGUUGGCUACAGGCAGCUAUGAUGGCUAUGCGCGCAUCUGGAAGACAGAUGGAAGCCUGACUUUGACGCUGGGUCAGCACAAGGGGCCGAUCUUCGCACUCAAGUGGAACAAAUACGGGAAUUACAUUGUCUCCGCCGGAGUGGACAAGACGACGAUCAUCUGGGAUGCGAGCACGGGCAAGUGCACGCAACAAUUCGCCUUUCACAGUGGCCCGGCCCUGGACGUCGACUGGCAGACGAGUCAGGUCUUUGCCUCUUGCAGUACAGAUCAGAGGAUAUUCGUGUGUCGGCUGGGCGAGACAGAGCCGCUCAAAACUUUCUGUGGGCACACCAACGAGGUGAACGCCAUCAAGUGGUGCCCGCAGGGCCUGCUGCUGGCCUCCUGCUCGGAUGACUUGACUGUGAAGAUCUGGAGCAUGAAUCGGGAUCGGUGCUGCCAGGACCUGUUGGCCCAUUCCAAGGAGAUAAACACUAUCAAGUGGUCACCCACAGGGCCGAGCACGAACAAUCCCAACAUGAACCUUGUACUCGCCUCGGCCUCCUUCGACUCCACGGUUCGCCUGUGGGACGUGGAGCGCGGCAGCUGCAUAUACACGCUCAGCAAGCACACGGAGCCCGUCUACUCCGUGGCCUUCAGUCCCGACGGCAAGCACCUUGCCUCGGGCAGCUUCGACAAGUGCGUGCACAUCUGGAGCACCCAGACUGGAAAGCUGGUGCACAGCUACAAGGGCACCGGCGGGAUCUUCGAGGUCUGCUGGAACUCCGAUGGCAGCAGGGUGGGUGCCAGUGCCUCGGACGGCGAUGUCUUUGUCCUGGAUCUGCGCAAGUUAUGAUCCCUGGUCAACGCCCAGCAGUUUCCUCAAGUUUUUUCUACUAAGACCCGUUUCCAUGCAACAUUUAAGGUAAUACCUUAAGAUGCAGACAUGCUAAGAAACCCGAAACAAACGCCAUUUUUUUAAAACCAAUUUAAAUUCUGAUACUCUAUGUUUUUUAUAUAAAAGUACGUACUGUUAAGAAUUAUAUAUAUUUUUGUUAUUAAAAUAUUGUAUGCAACAAAAUGUAAUACUGCCGGAUAUACAUACUUAUGUAUGUAUAUAUUUUAUAGCUGGCACUCAGUCAGUAUAUAUGUAUAUGACAUAUAUAUAUAUGACAGCUUAUUUAUGUAAUUUAUACAAU
Drosophila miranda is the source of this 4989-nucleotide messenger RNA. Its product is annotated as F-box-like/WD repeat-containing protein TBL1XR1. The record is from RefSeq and is a predicted model, not a curated record. NCBI's taxonomy places the organism in Eukaryota, Metazoa, Arthropoda, Insecta, Diptera, Drosophilidae. Gene Ontology annotation, cellular component: histone deacetylase complex. Gene Ontology annotation, biological process: regulation of transcription by RNA polymerase II. Bases 2964 to 4646 code for a protein of 560 amino acids. The transcript has a single exon. Gene Ontology annotation, molecular function: transcription corepressor activity; protein binding.